CGACAAUUUCGGGCGGCGCAAUCCGGCCAUGAAGCGAGUCGAGUCGGCGCCGCAGCUCAGCGACUCGACCGUGUGUCGAGAUGACCUGAAGCCUGGUCACGAGUGGAUCGACGACACAGACCGCAAGUGGUGCAAGCUGUGUGCUCGAAAGUUCAACGUGUUUCGGCGCCGACACCAUUGCCGCAUGUGCGGCGACGUCUUUUGCGACGCGUGCACGACGUUUGUCAUGAUCGUGGUCCGCGAGGAGCACAAAAACUCGGUCCGUAUCUGCGGGACAUGCAUAUCGUCCCACAAAGCCAAAUACUCGUACCGAGCCGGCCCGUCCUCGACGAUGCAAGAGUCCACGCCGUUAGAGCGCGCCACCAAGUCCGUGUCCGUCCCAAAAGUCCCCAGUGCCGCUGCCUCCAUUGCCGUGUCUGCCCCAGGCCAACGCCAUCACCCGCGACGUCACUACGCGACUGAAGAUAGUGCGCAACAGACGUGUCGGCAUCGCAAGUCGAAUUCCGCCCACCUGUCGACUCUGUUGGAUGAAUCCACAGCAGCGGCUCUGUCGUCCACGUCGACGUGGCACAUGUACGAAUUGUUGGACUCAUCAAGCUUUCCCGAGACGUAUCCGUGGUCAUACAUGUGGCCGCACCCACCGACCCCGAUGUUUGAGGCCCAGCGCCUCGACACCAUCCGCUCGGCCUGGGCCAAAAUGACGUCGGGCACGAUGCCAGACAACUUGUGCGACUUGUUGUGCAAGGGAUAUGAAUGCCCCAUGGCAGCUGUGUCGGUCAUAGAUGCAUCGACGCAACACUUCCUUGCAAGAGCAGGGAUUGUUCACGGCUCCAUCGCCCGCCACCUCUCGCUGUGUGCUUACACCAUGUGCGGCUUGGAUCCAUUCGUCGUGCUCGACUUGGCCAACGACCCGCGCUUCAGGAAUCAUCCGCUGCUGACGGAGGCGAGUAUUCGCUUCUACGCUGGAUCGCCGAUUGUGGCGGGCGACGGCAUGGUUGUUGGCACCGUGUUUGUCAUGGACACCAAGCCGCGCAAGACGUGCUUCGAUACUUGCUUGACAAGUAUGGCACGGAUGGCGAUGCGACAUCUCAACGAGAUGCGCCAAGCCGCACCGAACGCGCUGCCGUCCAUAGCGCAACAGCACUCGACAGACGUCACACCACGACAGGUCGAGAACAUCCUGCACAACUUGCUGUCGAAGACGAACGACAUCCAAGAGCAGUUGCUGAGACGGCGGCCGCUCCCAGCAGCCUAGUUCGCACCGUCAAUAUUCGUCUCCGUGCCAUAACGUAGUAAUUACGUACACCACAUCUCCACGG
This is a messenger RNA of Aphanomyces invadans, 1319 nucleotides long. RefSeq lists its product as hypothetical. The record is from RefSeq and is a predicted model, not a curated record. The coding region runs from base 29 to 1255 and encodes 408 amino acids. NCBI's taxonomy places the organism in Eukaryota, Oomycota, Saprolegniomycetes, Saprolegniales, Verrucalvaceae. The transcript has a single exon. Gene Ontology annotation, molecular function: metal ion binding; protein binding.